AUGGCUCAAUCAAGUACUGAUCCAAAUGAGAUAAUUUGGUCAAUUCUGAGAAGAACUGGGGUGUUGAAACCUGCUGGUCCUCUUCCAGUCGAGCAGACCAGGAAUACCUAUAGUGUUCUCCAAGAGCAACAACAGGACAAUUCAGAUUCGAUAGUGCCUUUUGAUACUAAUGGAGUUUUGCAACAUUCUGAGCUGGAACGUUUGGAGGUUAGGAGGGCUUUGUGGCUUGAUUUAGACAAUUUGCAGUUGCCUAUUAAACCUUGGAUUAUUUUGGGGGAUUUCAAUAUUGUUUUUUAUAUUGAUGAUAGGCUUGGAGGGAGGCCCAUUUCAGCUAAGGAAAUGGAGGAUGCUCGGCAGUGGCAAGCUUUAAGCUUGGUUGAUGAAAUGAAGAUUAUGGGGCCAACUUAUACUUGGUCUAACAAACAAGAAAGGGGAGCUCGAAUUUUCUCUAAGCUGGACAGAGUUUUUAAGAAUGAGGAGUGGAUGCAUUCCUUCCCUUUGGCUGCUACUAUUUCUCAAUGGGAUGUGAUUUCGGAUCACAACUUUAUUCUUAUCAAGCAAGUGGAAGUGAAAAGGACUGGGGUGAAACAUUUUAGGUUCUAUAACAUGUGGUCUACUCAUGCUAAAUUUAGGGAGACAGUUAUUGCGAAUUGGACUAAGCCUUUAGAGGGCAGGGGUUUGGAUGGUCUUGUUUGGAAGCUCUCUAGACUUAAGCAUGUUCUGAAGAAAUUUAAUUGGAAGUCUAUGGGAGAUGUUGUUCGUAAUUAUGAGGAGAGAAAAUUUAAAUUUCAGCAGGCCCAAGCUAAUCUUCACAAUGAUCCCAUGAAUAUUCAAUUGCAUUUUGUGGAAAGAGUUGAUCAGCAGGAGUUCAGUAGGCAGACAAAGAUUUAUGAAAGUUUUCUUCGCCAAAAAAGUAAAAUUACUUGGCUUCGUUUUGGUGAUGAAAAAUCCUUGUUCUUUCAUGCUAGCUUGAAGAAAAGAAGAGCAGCUAACCGUAUUGUGUCUUAUAUUGCUGCUGAUGGUAAACUUGUGGAUGAUUAUGAGGAGGUCGUUAAUCAUUUUAUCCAACAUUUCAAGAGUUAUAUGGGUUGUUCUAGUACUGCUUCAUGA
Molecule: messenger RNA, 1110 nt
Organism: Humulus lupulus (European hop)
Lineage: Eukaryota; Viridiplantae; Streptophyta; Magnoliopsida; Rosales; Cannabaceae
Exons: 2
Coding region: 1-1110 (369 amino acids)
Source: RefSeq, a predicted model, not a curated record